CCAACAAACAAUUCAGGCUGUAGCUGCAGAAUUCGAACAAAACUUGCAUACAAUCAUACGGAAACAGCAUAAGGACAAUUGCGGUACAACAAUGACGUGCAAUUAUGAUGUCACAAACAAUUGCAGCAAUGGAAGCAGGGCCCGUGCAUUGAUGGCUCCCACAGACGGGAGUACAUCAAAAGAACAAGGGUGUGUGCCGCCACCUAGUGCCAAAGUGGAGCGACUCGGUUCAGACACCAAGCCCAGUACAAGGCAGCAUGAGGCAUCACAAUGUUCGAGGCCCCCAGUCUUCAGUCAGUAG
Molecule: messenger RNA, 301 nt
Organism: Dentiscutata erythropus
Lineage: Eukaryota; Fungi; Glomeromycota; Glomeromycetes; Diversisporales; Gigasporaceae
Source: the annotation of a GenBank genome assembly